AUGGACUACAGAAUCUUCAUCCUGGUCCUGGCGAGUAUACAUGUUGCUAUGGGCUGUGGCUGUUGGGGGAGAAAGUCUCGUAUGGAUAAGGAGGAAGAACUUUGUGGGCUCUUUGAGCAUGUAGUCUAUAAAGAUUGCUUUAAACCCGACAUCUAUGCCUGUUUAAGACUAAGCAACGAGGAAUUUAACAAGAAGUACAACGAAAUCAAGAAAUGCAUCGAGCGCAUAGAUAAAACAGGAAAUAUCAGAAACGGGUGGAGACUUUUCGGAUGGGGAAAACGUGAUGAUUUUAUCCAAUGGUUCCUGUAUAAAAUAUAUGGCCCUCUGUUCGUCCGCGUUCCUAAAGCAGAGUAA
Messenger RNA from Cylicocyclus nassatus, 354 nucleotides. The record is from the annotation of a GenBank genome assembly. Lineage: Eukaryota; Metazoa; Nematoda; Chromadorea; Rhabditida; Strongylidae.